AUGUCUGCGGCGUUGUCAAUUAUCACUGGUCCAGACGGCCAUACAUCCCGCGCUAGCCAACUUCCUUGCGAUGAGGAGAAGCAGCGCACGAGCUCGAACUCGCCUGCAAUGCCGCAGGGCGCGGGAGAAAAGUCAUCGAGAGACCCUUACGAAGUCGUCCUAGAGAAGGAAGACGACCCUCUGGAACUCUCAUUAGCUCGGCGAUGGGCGGCCGUCGUGACGAUUUGUGCGGCAGGUACUUGCGUUACUUGCGCUUCUUCAGCGGCUGCUGCUGCGGAAAGCCAGUUGCAGGAAGAAUUCGGAGUACCGAAGGAGGUGGCUAUCUUGGGGAUAUCACUUUUCGUCGCAGGACUUGCCUUUGGCCCUCUGAUAGCCAGUCCCGUAUCAGAGAUGUGGGGGCGUAACAUCGUCUAUAGGACAUCCUUCAUCGCCUUCUUCAUCUUCAACUUUGCCGUGGCUUUUGCACCAAACAUCGCUGUGUAUCUCGUCUUCCGCUUUCUCACCGGCUGGUGCGGGGCGGCAUUUCUGAGUGUUGCCGGCGGUAGUGUCAGCGACCUAUUUCCGAAAGAUAAAGUUGCGACCCCAGUCGCUGUAUACACUCUGUCUCCAUUCAUGGGGCCAGAGCUUGGGCCUCUAUACAGCGGCUUCGUCAAUCAAAACACUUCCUGGCGUUGGACGUUCUACGUCAUAAUCAUCUGGUCUUUCCUGCAGAUCAUCGCGCUGUACUUGUUUGUACCCGAGACCUACGCACCGACCAUCGUGGCGUGGAAAGCAUAUCGUCUUCGGAAAACUAAGAAAGACAACCGCUACUUCGCGAAAGCAGAACGACACGACAAGAGCUUUGUUCAAGCGUUGAUCAUCAGUUGCUACAAACCAUUCCAACUCGUCUUCUACGAACGCAUGGCAUUUCUGAUCAACCUCUGGAACUCGUUGAUCCUGGGCAUCAUAUACUUGACAUUCCAAGCGUUUCCGGUAAUCUUUGGAGACAUCCACGGCUUUGCACCGGAGUUCGUAGGCAUCUGCUUCCUUGGAAUUGCGCUGGGAAUGGUCUUAGCGCUUGCAUCUCAACCUUAUUGGAACGGCCGUGCUCGUCGUUAUCGUAAAGAACAUGGAGAUCCUCCGCCAGAAUUCUCGCUGGUCAUGGGUCAAGUCGGAGGCGUGCUUGUUGCUGUCGGUCUAUAUGUGAUGGCGUUCACUACAUACAAGUCUGUCAGCCCAGCGGGUCCUAUCAUCGGCAGUAUACCGUUCGGUGCCGGCGCUUUCUUCGUGUUCACGAGCUCGUUCACAUACCUCGUCUCCACCUAUCGACCCAUAGCUGCCAGUGCCAUGGCGAGCAACACGGCGAUGCGUUGCUGCUUUGCAGCCGGCUUUCCCCUUUUCGCAGGUCCAAUGUACGACACCCUCGGGACCGUAGGUGCCACGGCACUACUUGCUGGGCUCACAACGCUUAUGGCUCCGUUACCCUUUGUCUUUUACAAGUAUGGCGCUCGGUUGAGGGAAAGGUCUCGAUUCGCUGUCGCUUGA
Messenger RNA from Peniophora sp. CBMAI 1063, 1524 nucleotides. Lineage: Eukaryota; Fungi; Basidiomycota; Agaricomycetes; Russulales; Peniophoraceae. The record is from the annotation of a GenBank genome assembly.